This is a messenger RNA of Perkinsus marinus ATCC 50983, 786 nucleotides long. RefSeq lists its product as hypothetical. NCBI's taxonomy places the organism in Eukaryota, Perkinsozoa, Perkinsida, Perkinsidae. The transcript has 2 exons. Bases 1 to 786 code for a protein of 261 amino acids. The record is from RefSeq and is a predicted model, not a curated record.
AUGGCGUCCUCUUCUGCGGAUAGCCCUGAGGUUAUCGAGCUGGGUGACUUGGCCAGCAUCGGGGCCUUUGGGGAGAAGGGCGAGUCUGUCAUUGAGUACCCACGGAUCUCUUCGUCAUCUACCAGGCGAGGGAGUGGCGCUGCUACCUCUGGUCCAGGUCUAAGGAGAUCCCAACCUGACUUGAUUGACGUUCAUCAGACUCCUCCUAUUCCAGAGGAGGGCAACCAACAAGGUGGGGGAUUCACGGAUCUGCUAGCUAGGAACUGGCAGUCGGCGACUGGCUGGGUAUGGCAAUCACCAACAGUGAAUACGACCGAGACUGGAGGGAGGCUUAUAGAUGGUGGUGGUGCCGAGCGCUCUAUUAUGAAUAUGGAGCCACCGCCUUCUGUGGGUGAACAGUCUAGCUCCCAUCACGGUCUAGACAUUGGAGCAACAUCGCAUUCAUUGAGCCCUCCUGUCGUAAUGGAUCGGAAGCGGCGGGUAUCCACCGCAAGCUCGCGCCAGGAGGCUGGCCGCGUCUUGAGGGACGACUUCUUGGCGAGCGUAGAAGUGGUGCCUCCCACGCUGAUUGACGUGGGAGAAGCUGCACCAGCGAAGGAAGUCUCUGAGAAUCGCGAAGGGAUAAUGGGAGGUAUCAUGGACUGGUGGGCUCGCGAGGAGAAGGAUAAACCCACCUCUGAUGAUCACGAUGAUGACUCCCAGUCAAAGUUGAAUGCAGAGGAGGUCGCUGCUGAGGAGGAGGAUGUGGAUCCGCCCGACCCACACAACACGGCGUCCGGCCAGUGA